Messenger RNA from Metarhizium robertsii ARSEF 23, 480 nucleotides. RefSeq names its product ubiquitin-conjugating enzyme. Lineage: Eukaryota; Fungi; Ascomycota; Sordariomycetes; Hypocreales; Clavicipitaceae. The coding region runs from base 1 to 480 and encodes 159 amino acids. The transcript has a single exon. The record is from RefSeq and is a predicted model, not a curated record.
AUGGCCGGCCGAGCCGGAAGUACGCAAAGGACACGCGAGCUGGCUCAUGAAUCUGCCACAUUACUCGCCGGCCGACUCAGCACUGAGCGACCCCCAGCUCCUGCAAAUGCCAGAAGCUUCCCUUCCUGCGCCGCCGCUCGAAACACCACGCCGCCCCAGCGCGAGCCAGGCGCCCGGCGGUUUCGGCCUCACCCCCGAAAGACCGUGGCCGCCUUCGCCCUCCGCAUCUGGCGCAUCGUCCCCGGCGGGCGGUGCGGGAAACAGGCCCAGCGGCAGGACGCCGUCCAAAAGGGGGCGGGCGAGUCGGCGCUCCAAGUCGGACGGCGGCGAAGCAUGCCCGCGUGGCACGCCGGCAGCCAUCAAUCGGCACGGCAAGGCACAUUUCCGCGUUUGCCACAACGAGGUGGAGAAGAACUACCGCAGCAGGCUGAGCCACGACUUUGGAAUGCUGCUCGACGUGCUCGUCGACUGUGCGGAUGA